UCCCACGACAUCAACAUAACCUAAAACAGAAGAAAAAGAACCAAAUUAACCUUGUGUCAGUUUGAGUUAUCGUAACUGUCUCUACACUUUAACUAUCACAUUUACUUUGAUUUCAUCCUUAAUUAGCCAAAACGGGUCUCCCACUUUGGAUGCUUGGUUUGGGUGCCGACCUUUUGUGGGCCGACAUGAAUCGUCUCCUCGCCUUUCUCUUCCAUCAGGGAGUUCUCGAUGAACAGUUUUUGCAGCUUCAACAGCUUCAAGAUCACACUUCUCCUAACUUCGUCUCCGAAGUAGUUAACAUUUACUUUCACGAGUCGGAGAAACUACUCACCAAUCUCAGAUCAUUGCUAAUGGAGAGGGAGUUUUCGGAUUAUAAGAAAAUGGAAAUACAUUUGAAUCAAUUCAUUGGUAGCAGCUCAAGCAUUGGUGCUAAGAGAGUUACAAGCAUCUGCAUUGCCUUUCGUGCCGCUUCCGAGCAAGACAACCGUGCUGGAUGUUUGCGAGCGUUGGAGAUGUUGGAGCAUGAAUAUUGCUAUCUUAAGAAUAAAUUGCAUGAACUUUUCCAAAUAGAGCAACAACGUGCUUUGGCAGCAGGAGUGAGAUAUCCUGUGCAGCAUCAAUAAAAUGGUGGAAUGUCUAUCUCCAAGAUUUUGUUUUGUUUCACUUCUUUGUAGCUUUUUAAGGGUAAUGUCAUGAGUUUCUAGUUUUAGACACAAACCAAGUUCUUUUUUGGUUGUUUAGGGU
Messenger RNA from Lathyrus oleraceus (garden pea), 744 nucleotides. Its product is annotated as pseudo histidine-containing phosphotransfer protein 6. Bases 150 to 623 code for a protein of 157 amino acids. Gene Ontology annotation, biological process: phosphorylation; cytokinin-activated signaling pathway; phosphorelay signal transduction system. Gene Ontology annotation, molecular function: histidine phosphotransfer kinase activity; protein histidine kinase binding. The record is from RefSeq and is a predicted model, not a curated record. NCBI's taxonomy places the organism in Eukaryota, Viridiplantae, Streptophyta, Magnoliopsida, Fabales, Fabaceae. The transcript has 4 exons. Gene Ontology annotation, cellular component: cytoplasm; nucleus.